GAGCCAUUGUGUUUCCUUCGCCCUCUCCGUUUCUCUCUCUCUUUCUCCGAGAUCAAUAAUUGCGAUCCUCCAUUUCGUUCGCCGGCCUCGCCUCUGGCGAUCCCGAUCGCAGUACGAUUGACGACGUCAUCGACUAGGGAAGGUGGGCCGCCUAAAGAGGAGUUAGGUGCCCCUGAUGGAGGCGGCGCGAUCGGCGUCAGCGGAGGACAUGGCGAUGGCGGACGCGCCGGCGGAAUCGGAGGAGAGGAAGGUGGAAAGCGAAGAGGACGAGGAGGCGCUGGUCGCCAGGGCGCAGAAGCUGAUGGAUAAGCUCCUCGACACUCUUGAGAAUCCUAACCCUAAGCUACUCUAUGCCCUCGCUUCGAUGCUGGAGGCUCAAGAAUCGAGAUACCUUGAGGAAUCUACAACUUCAUCCUUGAGCAAUGGCCGCUCUUCUCACACUAUUGCGAGGUUGGUUAACUUAGUGCAGGACAAUGAAGAUUUUUAUGAUGCCAUAUCAUCCAAAUUUUUAUCAGAAAACAGAUACUCUGUUGCUGUUCGUGCAGCUGCUGCAAGGCUGAUUCUUAGUUUAUCUUCAAGUUGGAUCUACCCACAUGUUUUUGAUGAUGUUGUCUUGGAUAACAUUAAAACCUGGUUGACGGAUGACAAUUUGGUCUCAAGUGACGGAUGUAGACAAAAGGGUGGAUUUGGAGAUGAUACGCCAACAGAAUCAGAAUUGUUGACAACUUAUGCUACAGGACUUCUCGCUAUAGCAUUGGUCAGUGGUGGUCCAAUUGUUGAAGACAUCUUAACAUCAGGUUUGUCAGCAAAGUUCAUGCGCUAUUUACGUACACAGGUACUUGGAGAUGCCUAUCCUGGUCAAAAAAAUGUCACAUAUCCAGCUGAAUCUACUAGGCAUGGUUCAGUUUCUACCCAUGUUAGAGGUCGAGAAGAAAAUAGACUCAGAUCACGGGAGUGCUCAGAUCCUUGUUUGGAAGUACCAAGAGUUUCAGAUCAAGGGAUGUCAGAUGAUUUAUAUGUUAAUCAGGAUUGUGAAAGAGGAACCAGGCAAGUGGAUUCAGGCAAAUACUGGAGUGGAGAUUCACUGAAUUCUGAGCUAACUGAUUCAUCAACAAUGGUUGGUGGUGCAUAUGAGGUGGCUGAGGAAAAUGAUGAUCUCACCGAAUGGCAGGAUAAGAACUUGCUUGAUGGGAGGUCAAAAUAUGCUGAAAGGCUUAUUGCUGCAAGAUCAGUUAGAGAUGAUGAUCCUGAAAGUAUGAGGGAUGACUUGUCCAAGCGAAGGAUCAUCAAGGGUCUACAAAGGAGUAGAACAAAAACAAAGGUUACUGAAGGUAAUUCAGAUACUGACAGGAUAUUGGCAUCACCUGAUUCUGGACUACGAGUUGGUGGGAGUGGUAGAAUUGGCAGGGACAGAAAUUUCCUAAUCCAUGAAGAGGCCAAAAAAUCUGUUGAUCUUAAGAACAUGCCAAGUAGGCUUGACUGCGAAGGUUUGGUUUCUGGAGAGGAGGAAGAUGACCGUUUGAUGGACUGUAAUAUUGGCUCAAAAGAUAUAUCUGAAAUAGUAAAGAAAGCAAUUGGAGCUGCUGAAGCUGAAGCAAGAGCUGCUAAUGCUCCUCCAGAAGCAAUAAAAGCAGCAGGAGAUGCUGCAGCUGAACUUGUGAAGACUGCUGCAGUAGAGUCAUGGGAAAAUACAAACGAUGAAGAAGCUGCCAUUUCAGCUGCUACUGCAGCUGCAUCUACUGUGGUUGAUGCUGCUAUUGCUACAGAGGUCUCAAGGAGUGAAUGUCAAAUUGAUGAUAAUUUAAUGGCAUCCAAGGCUACAGAAGUGGAAGAGGAUGAACAGCCCUUAGAUAUAAUCAUCUUGGAUAAAGUGAUUCUGGCAAGACUUAGACAAAAAUAUUGCAUUCAGUGCCUUGAAACUCUGGGAGAAUAUGUUGAAGCUUUUGGUCCUAUUCUACAUGAAAAGGGUGUUGAUGUCUGCCUUGCCUUGUUGCAAAAGAGCUUCGAAGAAAAACCGAGUCGUUUAGCUUUACUGCCAGAAGUGCUCAAACUUAUAUGUGCCUUAGCUGCCCAUCGCAAAUUUGCUGCAUUAUUUGUUGAUCGUGGUGGAAUGCAAAAACUUCUUUCUGUCCCUAGAGUUUUGCAGACUUACUUUGGUCUUUCAUCAUGCUUAUUUACCAUUGGUUCUCUCCAGGGUAUUAUGGAACGUGUCUGUGCGCUUCCAUCUGAUGUGGUGGGUAAGGUGGUUGAGUUAGCUCUUCAGCUUCUGUUAUGUCCCCAAGACCAAGCUAGAAAAAAUGCAGCUAUCUUUUUUGCUGCUGCUUUUGUGUUCAGAGCAGUUCUGGAUGCCUUUGGCGCACAGGAUGGCUUGCAGAAAAUGUUAAAUCUCUUGCACAGUGCUGCCACAGUUCGAAUGGGUGGGAAUUCUAGCACGCCAGUGAUAUCUGACACAGUUCUCAGAAAUGAUCGAGCAGAAGUACUUAGUGCAUUGGAAAAGCAGAUUGCUUAUCAUACCUGUGUUGCAUUACGGCAAUAUUUUAGAGCCCAUCUUCUCUUGCUUGUAGAUUCUCUUCGUCCAAAUAAAAGUAAUAAAACUAUGGCACGAAAUGCUCCAAGUGCAAGGGCUGCAUAUAAACCACUUGACAUCAGCAAUGAGUCUAUGGAUGCAGUGUUUCUUCAGAUACAACGUGAUAGGAAGCUAGGACAUGCUUUUGUAAAAGUUCGUUGGCCUCCAGUUGAUAAAUUUUUGGCAAAUAAUGGUCAUAUAACCAUGUUGGAGUUGUGUCAGGCGCCACCUGUUGAGCGCUAUCUGCAUGAUUUGGCCCAGUAUGCAUUAGGUGUUCUUCAUAUUGUCACUUUCAUACCCUAUAGCCGGAAAUCAAUUAUUUCUGCUACUUUGAGCAACAACCGUUUUGGUAUGGCAGUUAUUUUAGACUCAGCUAAUGGUGCCGGUUAUGUUAAUCCUGAGGUAAUCCAUCCAGCAUUGAAUGUCUUGAUUAUUAUAAAUUCUGAGGUGUGGGAUCUUCGGAAAUUCAAGCUUUUGAGAACAGUGCCCUCUCUGGACCAGACGGUAAUUACAUUCAAUGGUGGUGGAGAUGUCAUAUAUGCAACUCUUAGGCGCAACCUUGAAGAUGUUACAUCAGCUAUUAAUACUCGUCGUGUCCGACACCCACUGUUUCCAGCCUUCCGCACCAUUGACGCAAUGAACUAUACUGACAUUGCAACUGUCCAAGUUGACCGUUGCAUACUCGACUUUGCCACUGACAACACUGACACCUUUGUUGGGGUUGUCGCAAUGGAUGAUCAUGAUGAGGUGGUCUCCUCUGCAAGGCUCUUUGAAAUUGGGAGGAGGAAACCAACUGAUGAUGAUUCUGACCCUGACGAUGGAGGUGAAACUGAUGAUGAGGAUGAAGAAAAUGAUGAAUCUGAUGCAGACGUGGACGCUAUAUUAGAAGCCGAGUUCGAUGCAGGUGAAGAUAGUGACUCAGAAGGCACGAGCAACGACGAGGAAGAUGAGGAUGUUGACAGUGCAGAUGAACUAGAUGAAGAUGCAGAUUUCAAUCUUGAGAAUGAAGAGGAACAGGGGCUGUUGGAGUUGAUUGCCGAGGGCGACGAGGAUGGCGAUGAAGAUUAUGGUGAGGCAGGUGGAUCUUUAAGCAGUGGAGAUGAAGGAGAUUUUGCUUUCUAGAUCCAUAUGGGCCAUUGAACAAUAGUGGUUUCAUCAAUGUAAUUACCACAAUAUUUCUGGAAGUAGAAUCUAUGAGGAACUCAUAAUUGUAAGUAAAAUAGAUUAGUGGGAGAGUGAGUUCAAUGGGGAACUAACAUCUUGACUCCUUGGUAAGGAAAAAAAAAAACUUUAUUCAA
Zingiber officinale is the source of this 3864-nucleotide messenger RNA. RefSeq names its product DDB1- and CUL4-associated factor homolog 1-like. Gene Ontology annotation, molecular function: protein binding. The transcript has 11 exons. Gene Ontology annotation, cellular component: Cul4-RING E3 ubiquitin ligase complex; nucleus. NCBI's taxonomy places the organism in Eukaryota, Viridiplantae, Streptophyta, Magnoliopsida, Zingiberales, Zingiberaceae. Bases 176 to 3688 code for a protein of 1170 amino acids. The record is from RefSeq and is a predicted model, not a curated record. Gene Ontology annotation, biological process: protein ubiquitination.